AUGUUUGAGAUUGAUAAAUAUUUUUCGUUCCAGAUCUUUUUUAUAUUCCUAAGAGAAUCUUUGGAAAUCGUCAUUAUUAUUUCAAUAUUGUUGACGAUUGUGAAGCAAGCUGUAAUUGGAGUUGAAUUAUCCAAUCAGAAAGGGUAUGUGAAUGAUAGGUUAACUGUCGAGGAGGAGGCAUUUUUAGAUCGCAUUGGGGAUUUAGAUAAUCCGGAGUCUUUGUCGACUCGCGUUAGUAAUCAUCAGUUGUAUCAGAGGCUCAAGGUUCAAAUAUUUGCUGGUGGCGCUUUAGGGUUAUUCUGCUGUAUGGUAAUAGGAGUUUUUUUUAUUAUGUUUUUCUAUUAUGUGGGAUCUGAUUUGUGGUCCGUUAGUGAGCAUUACUAUGAAGGUGUGCUUAGUAUAUUGGCCUCGAUUAUUAUCUCAGUGAUGGGUUUAUUUUUCCUACGAAUGGGGAGACUAAAGGAGACAUUUCGGAUUAAAUUGGCAUCCAUGAUAUAUUCUGAACAUGGUAAUGUUCAGAAUAUGACACACAAAGGGAAGGUUAAACUCAGUGAGAAAUAUGCAUUGUUCAUUUUGCCUUUUGUUACGUCACUAAGAGAGGGGUUAGAGGCUGUGAUUUUUGUUGGUGGGAUUGGAAUUGAUCAGCCAUUAACUUCUAUACCUCUUUCAAUGUUACUUGCUGUUGCAUCGAGUUUUAUGUUGGGAAACUUUUUUUUCAGGUCAUCAUGUUCGUUCUCUUUAAAUAUAUGUCUCAUAAUAGCCACCUGUUUCCUUUAUUUGAUAUCUGCUGGUUUGUUUUCUAAGGGAGUUUGGCAGUUUGAGCUACAAAGAUAUAUUGAUUUGUGUAAUGGCCAGGAUAUGUCAGAAGUGGGGAGCGGUCCUGGCUCUUAUGAUAUAUCGAAUUCUGUUUGGCAUGUCAACUGUUGUAAUGGUGAACGAGAUGGUCUUUGGAUGGUAUUUACUGCUCUUUUAGGUUGGACAAAUAGUGCGACGUAUGGUUCUGUUAUUAGCUACAUCGUUUACUGGUUAGUUGUUAUUGGCAUUCUUAAUUUGUUGAUGCUUGAGGAGCAGCAUGGCUAUAUACCUAUUAUACCCAUAAAGUGGCAGGAAUGCAGAAUCAGAAAAAGAUUGGAAUUGGCUAAAAAAGCGAAGGCUCUUAAGAUACAGCAACAGACACCUGCCUCCACAGAUUUGUUUGAACCUUCAGGGGCAUCUAAUGAGAGUGUAACUAGUGUUACACCCCUGCUUUUCACAUCUGAAAAUAAUAUGAAUUGA
Molecule: messenger RNA, 1275 nt
Organism: Eremothecium cymbalariae DBVPG#7215
Lineage: Eukaryota; Fungi; Ascomycota; Saccharomycetes; Saccharomycetales; Saccharomycetaceae
Gene: FTH1
Product: Fth1p
Exons: 1
Coding region: 1-1275 (424 amino acids)
Biological process (GO): iron ion transmembrane transport
Cellular component (GO): plasma membrane; high-affinity iron permease complex; fungal-type vacuole membrane
Molecular function (GO): ferrous iron transmembrane transporter activity
Source: RefSeq, a predicted model, not a curated record